This is a messenger RNA of Juglans microcarpa x Juglans regia, 492 nucleotides long. Its product is annotated as monocopper oxidase-like protein SKU5. The record is from RefSeq and is a predicted model, not a curated record. The transcript has a single exon. Lineage: Eukaryota; Viridiplantae; Streptophyta; Magnoliopsida; Fagales; Juglandaceae. Gene Ontology annotation, molecular function: copper ion binding; oxidoreductase activity. Bases 16 to 492 code for a protein of 158 amino acids.
UUCAACUGCUUACGAAUGACAUUUUUGUUGGACGGCAAAGCAACAUUGUUAUUGUGUUGGAUGGGUAGUCAUGGAUGCUGGGCAGACUAUUGUCACAUUCUCAUCUCCAUGGUGCUUUUCAGGUGGAAUGUCUCUGCUGGUGCUGCUCGUCCAAACCCACAGGGAUCUUUCAAAUAUGGUCAAAUUACAGUUACGGAUGUAUAUGUGAUCCUCAAUAGACCUCCAGAGCUUAUAGAUGGGAAGUGGCGUACUACCCUCAAUGGUAUUUCAUAUUUGCCACCUUCAACACCCAUAAAGCUUGCGCAGCAGUUCAACUUGCUGGGAGUCUACAAGCUGGAUUUCCCGAAUAGAUUGAUGAACAGGCCUCCCAAAAUGGAUACAUCUCUAAUUAAUGGUACUCACAAAGUAUUUAUGGAAAUCAUCUUUCAAAACAAUGACACAACCGUCCAGAGCUACCACAUGGAUGGCUAUGCAUUCUUUGUUGUGGGGUGA